This is a messenger RNA of Diatraea saccharalis (sugarcane borer), 1910 nucleotides long. Lineage: Eukaryota; Metazoa; Arthropoda; Insecta; Lepidoptera; Crambidae. The record is from the annotation of a GenBank genome assembly.
UGUAUGGCUUAGUUCCUUCGCCUGUCCCAUGGACGAAAAUGAGUGAAUGAAGAAUCGAGUAUUAUUUUUCUAAUAAAACCAAUAAGAAUAUAUAAUAAUCAAUAUAAACUUCUGUAAUGCCGCGCGAAAAGAGUCGAUAUCGAGAUAGGAAGAGUUCUUCACUUAGUUCAGACUCCUCAUAUGAAAGGAAAAAAUCUAAAAGUAAACACAAACGCCGUUCUCGUUCAAGAGAACGAUCAGAAUCAAGUAGUCACAGAAGAAAGCGUUCUAUUUCUCACUCGAGGCAUAAAAGAGGUUACUCGCGUAGCGUCUCACGAGAUCGAUAUGAAUCAAAGGCGAGAAGAAGGUCACGUUCGCGUGGUAAACGUUCGAAGAAAUCUGUAUCCCGAGAUCAAUCCCGUUCAAGGUCUCGUUCAAGAAGUAGAACAAAACAUAAGGGCAAGAAAUCUGCAAAGAAAUCUCACACUUCGAGUAGUCGUUCAAGUUCUUUUGAUAUUGAAAGGCCCCUUCCUUCCAAACCAGUUAAUUUAGAUGAUACUGAAACGAAAUUGGAAAAGGCUAUCAAAGCAGCUGAGGCUGCCGGACUGACUAUGACAAAGAUUCCCACUUAUGAAUACAAGGAAGUGGAAGUGAAAGAAGACAUGCCUACUAUUCAUGACCGGAACUUACUGGCUGAACUGAACAGUGAUUCCUUUGUGCAAAAAACAUUCACAUCUUCAAGAAAUAAAAAACAGUCACAAAAUAUAGUGAUUGACUUAAAUGCUCAGACUGUAACAGUUCCAGAAACUGAUAUAAAAGUACAGAAACAUGAUUCUGUUAUAAAUUUUGAUGCAAUACCCAGUGAGGAAGAAUUAAUAGAGAUGUGGAUCAAGAAAGUGUAUCAAUAUAGAAAGAAAAUGCUUAAGGGUGAAUUAUGAAAAUAAAGAGUUUGAAUUACUAAAAUUUGUAUUUUUAUAUCAUGGUUACGUAGGUAUAAAUCAAGAAAAAAAAAUGUUUCUUUACAUAUAUUUUGAUAAGAAAAAAAAACAGUUUAAAAAAAAUUGGAAUAUUCCAUUAAAAAAAUUCAUACUUUUCUGUCAAGCUAUAGUUAACUUCUCAACACUAAACAUUAUCCUUAUUAAAGGAAAAUUGUGAUUGACACAAAAGCAAUUGUUAUUAUAAACUAUAUUAUAAUAAUAGAAAGUCUAUAAAACUCUAUAACUAAUAGAAAGAUUUUAGUUUUUCUUGUAUGGGGAAUAUAUGUAUGAAGUUACUGUAUUUUUCAAAAUAUAAUAAAUAUAAUUGGAUAUAUUAUAAAACUAUACUUUCAUAAUCUAUUGAAUAAUUCACUGAUAAUAUGUAAAUGAAGGUGAGCGAAUAACAUAACCAUUGUUAACAGCCUAGAAUGUUUUUAUUGAACACGUUAACAUAACAUCUGCUAGCCGCAACCCACAAUUUAAAUCAUACUCUGCAUCUACUAGUUUAUAUUUACAAUAUCACGAUAGCACUUUGAACUAGGGGCAGAUUCUCACAUGUUGUUCCUUUCACGCUGAAUACGACUGCUAUACGUUCGUGAUACGAGGUUCCAGGCAUCCAUAUAUCUGUCCAUGCACAUUGCGAUACAUUUUUGUUCAGAGUUAUCUAAAGAGGUUCCUGGUUUAUUGAUGCACUUUUUGAAACAUUUCUCUGACAUUUUAGUGAGAAGUUCUUGGGCAUUUGCUAUUGCUAUCUGCUGUUUUACUUGAUCCAUCAAUUCCUCUUUUUGCACCCCACUUAAAGAGCCGGUAGAUAGACUAUCCAUUUUUAUUUUGACUAUUUGUUUAAUUGAUUGAUAAUUAUAUGAAUAUAUCUGAGUAAAUAACCUGAAAUAACCUCAAAAUAUUCGUAAGAUUUCACAGAGCAGAGCACUUAGAAUCAAAAAGUAAGAUACU